UGCUAAACACCAGUCACCAAACACUCAAGACGACUCAAAGCAUCAUACACACGCCGUUACCACUGAAGAUCAUCUUCAGCGUAGGACUCCAACGUAAAACGAAAACAAAAGAGAAGCGAACUAUAAUGUCUACGAUGCUGAACUUGCUGUUCUUGCUGGCCGCUCUCGAGCCGAUCUGGGCCUAUGCCUCGCCUGAGGAAGGUUAUUUACUGCCGCAAACAUCCGGAGAAGACGAUGACCUCUACCUCUAUGUGGACACUAGGUCGGAGUCGGAACAGAGGUCGAGCGAGCCGAGCAGGAGGAGCACCCUUUACAAGAACUUUGCGCGCUUGGGACGCGGCGAUCUUCCCGCCAAUUACGAAAUGGAAGAAGGAUACGACAGGCCGACUCGCGUUCUCGGUGACAAAUCCGAUCAGUUCAUCCGCUUCGGACGUGGAAACAGCGACUUCUUACGCUUCGGCAGGGACAAAGGACACUUCUUGAGGUUCGGCAGGAGCGGCUCCACCGUCAAGUCCGUGAGGAACAAGCGCUCCGCAAACUUCGAGAAGCGUCCGGAAAGGAACAGCAACUUCCUCCGUUUCGGCCGCAACGACAACUUCAUGAGGUUCGGCCGAGAUCCGGAGGUCGUCUACAACCAGAAGCACAACCAAGUGUUGCAAAUGUUGAUGGACCUCUUGAGAAAGCAGAAGGAACAACAGAAGCAGCAACAACAACAACAAGACGAAGAUAUUCAAGCUUAAACUGGUUUCUCGAAAACAAUUUGUAAUAUAAAAGUAAAUGUAUGGUAAUGUUCUGAUUUUUAUUUAUGAUUAAAC
Molecule: messenger RNA, 815 nt
Organism: Nicrophorus vespilloides
Lineage: Eukaryota; Metazoa; Arthropoda; Insecta; Coleoptera; Silphidae
Gene: FMRFa
Product: FMRFamide-related peptides
Exons: 2
Coding region: 126-740 (204 amino acids)
Biological process (GO): neuropeptide signaling pathway
Source: RefSeq, a predicted model, not a curated record